Molecule: messenger RNA, 5622 nt
Organism: Archocentrus centrarchus (flier cichlid)
Lineage: Eukaryota; Metazoa; Chordata; Actinopteri; Cichliformes; Cichlidae
Gene: armc8
Product: armadillo repeat containing 8
Exons: 22
Coding region: 243-2264 (673 amino acids)
Biological process (GO): proteasome-mediated ubiquitin-dependent protein catabolic process
Cellular component (GO): GID complex
Molecular function (GO): protein binding
Source: RefSeq, a predicted model, not a curated record
CAAGUCCACGGUCUGUCAGAGAGCUCGCUAAGUUAGCGUUGUUGAUUUUUGUUGCAUAUCUGCUACUAGAGGUUACAGCUGAGCCCACGGGAGAAUAUAGAGACCUGUUUUUAUAAUAACAGUAGCAAAGAGCUGCGUACUUAGGCUACAGUUACUUUUUAAAGGCCGCUCAAAGCUGAUCUGGGGGGCGGAGUGUCUCCAGACUGCUGCGCCGAUUGGGGCGCUCUGUCGGAGGAAGAGAGAUGGCGUGCUUAUUGGAGGCCCCACUCCGCAUCAGUGUGUUGUCUGAAGUCACUGCCACCAGUCGCCAUUAUGUUGACAGACUGUUUGACCCCGACCCACAGAAAGUGCUUCAGGGAGUCAUUGACAUGAAGAAUGCAGUCAUAGGAAACAACAAGCAGAAGGCCAAUCUGAUUGUCCUCGGAGCCGUGCCGAGGUUAUUAUACCUGCUGCAGCAGAUCUCGUCCAGCAUGGAGCUGAGGACAGAGUGCGCUGUGGUGCUGGGCAGCCUCGCCAUGGGCACAGAGAACAACAUCAAGUCCCUGGUGGACUGUCACAUCAUCCCUGCCCUUCUUCAAGGUCUCUUAUCUCCGGACCUGAUUUUCAUUGAAGCUUGUCUUCGAUGUCUCAGAACAGUCUUCAUCAGUCCAGUCACCCCUGUGCAGCUGCUCUAUACUGACCCCACUGUGAUUCCUCAUUUAAUGUCUCUACUGAGCAACUCUCUGAGAACCCAGGAGUACAUCACCCAGAUCUUCUCCCACUGUUGUAAGACCCCAGAGCACCAGACGAUUCUUUUCAAUCAUGGCGCCAUCCAGAACAUCGCCCCUCUGCUUAUUUCACCUUCUUAUAAGGUCCGGAUGCAGGCGUUAAAGUGUUUCUCAGUCCUGGCGUAUGAGAACACUCAGGUCUCCAUGACACUGGUGAAUGUGCUGGUGGAUGGUGAGCAACUCACUCAGGUAUUUGUCAAAAUGAUGCAAAGGGAUCAACCCAUUGAAAUGCAGCUAACAGCAGCCAAAUGUCUAACCUAUAUGUGUCGAGCGGGUGCCAUUAGGACAGACGAUAGCUGCAUAGUACUAAAGACUCUUCCGUGCCUCGUGCGGAUGUGCAGUAAAGAGCAUUUGCUCGAGGAAAGGGUGGAUGGUGCAGAGACGCUGGCCUAUCUCAUGGAGCCCGACGUGGAGCUGCAGAGGAUUGCGAGCACCACUGAUCACCUCGUGGCCAUGCUGGCCGACUACUUCAAAUAUCCCAGCUCUGUGUCUGCCAUUACUGACAUCAAGAGACUGGACCAUGACCUGAAACACGCACAUGAGCUGAGACAAGCAGCCUUCAAACUGUACGCCUCGCUGGGCUCCAACGAUGAAGACAUCCGCAAAAAGAUAACUGAGACGGAGAACAUGAUGGACAGGAUAGUCAGCGGCCUAUCAGAAUCCAGCAUUAAAGUCCGUUUAGCGGCUGUCAGGUGUCUUCACAGCCUUUCUCGGUCGGUGCAGCAGCUGAGAACCAGCUUCCAUGACCACGCAGUAUGGAAACCCCUCAUGAAGCUCUUGCAGAACGCCCCAGACGAAGUCUUGGUUAUGGCUUCCUCUACACUAUGCAAUUUACUGCUGGAGUUCUCACCUAGCAAAGAGCCCAUCCUGGAGUCAGGGGUGAUUGAAUUACUAUGCAGUUUAACCCAGAGUGACAGUCCUGCACUGAGGGUCAAUGGGAUCUGGGCUCUGAUGAAUAUGGCGUUCCAAGCUGAUCAGAAGGUGAAGGUGGAGAUUGUUCGGUGUUUGGGUACAGAACAGAUGUUCCGCCUGCUCUCAGACCCCGACACCAACGUGCUCAUGAAGACACUCGGUCUGCUGCGCAAUCUGCUGUCAACACGUCCACACAUUGACCAGAUCAUGAGCACCCAUGGGAAGCAGAUCAUGCAGGCAGUAACCCUCAUCCUAGAAGCGGAGCACAGUUUAGAGGUCAAAGAGCAGACACUGUGCAUCCUAGCCAACAUUGCUGACGGCAACACAGCCAAGGACCUCAUCAUGACCAAUGACGACAUGCUCCAGAAAAUCAAGUACUACAUGGGGCAUUCGAAUGUGAAACUGCAGCUUGCUGCCACCUUUUGUGUCUCAAAUCUUAUCUGGAAUGAGGAGGAUGGUUCUCAGGAGCGUCAGGACAAGCUGAGGGAGAUGGGCUUUGUGGACAUCCUGCACAAACUGACACAAUCCUCGGACCCCAACCUCAGUGACAGGGCGAAGACAGCAUUGCAGCAGUAUCUAGCAUGACUACAGUGGGCAGCAAUCUCCUUCUGCCAGCCUAACUAAUGUCUGGAGGACACCCGGCUCCUUCGUUAUUUGUUUCAUUUAAAGUGCCCCUAUUAUGCUGAUUUUUCUAGAAUAGGUUUACAUACUUUAAUGUCUAAAAACCUUUUUUUUCUUCUUUCUUCAUACUGUGCACUGCUGCAGCACCUCCUUCCAUCCUCUGCCUGCCCAGUCGGCUCCAACUGGUCCGUUGUUGCAACAGAAACAAGGCAACAGUGUUUACGUACACAACCACCAUGGCCCUUCAAAGCUGCCAGCUUAAGAAAAAGCAUUAGCAGUGGCCACAUUAGAAAAAUGUGCCAGUUGCAUGAAUUACAACACAGCUGCUCUCUUUAAUGUAUAUGAAUGAAUUUCCAUUAGAGCUGUUUUACUGGGAAUUUUACUGUAUUUAAAUACAGUAUGUGACCUUAGACCAGUGAAUACAGAGGGGCUGUUCUACUGUUGUGGCGAUGUUGACAUCCACAUAAUAUUCCACAGUGUGUCACAGGUGUCAUGACUGCAGUAACACUUUUGUUUCUGCACUUGCAGAAGGUGUGGUGUGUUUUGGUAGUAACAAAGAGAUUUUUAGAGUUAUCAGAAACAACUCUAGCAACACAAUAGUGGCGUACAGAGCGGCGGCACGUGGAUUUAGUUAAGGCCUAGAAGGUGUACCACACUAGCAGCUAGGUGGGAUUUAUUUAAGUAUGUCACACAGUGACAUAGAUCAGAAACGUAACGAGAAGCUCGAUUACAAACGAGGCGUUUCAGCAGCAGCGUUCUCUGUGAGAAACAGUAACUCCAUUUGUUUUGGGUUUUUGAGUCUGCUAGAAAAACAAGCUGCAGAACAGAUUAAAGGGUACAGGAAAACCCUGAAAGGCGUAAUAGGGGCACUUUAAACUUGAGGCCUGUUUUGUUGCACAAAGACACCUUUUUUUGGACCUGUGGCUGACCUCUCUUCACUUCUCCAGUACAAACACCUCAACCCAGCCUCAACAGUUUUGCUCCUUCUCCAUGGUGGACACUGACUGCAGUUGUUGUGAAAUCGACGGUUAGGAGGAGUUUCACCUGUUUUUUUUUUUUGUUUUGUUUUCGUCUCUUCAAGUGAAUCCUUGAACUUGGAUUUUGUGAUUUGAGAUUUUUAGGCUUUUUUUUUCGUUUUCAGAGUUCAGCCGCCUGACAUCACCGCUAUUUUGGAGCCUUCAGACUUCCUGUAUUGGAGGUUUUUGGUUUCAGAGAACAGACUUUAAGAGCACGGCUGUCGGACAGCAAACUUUCCCAGUUUUAUUUUUUUAAUUUUUGACUAAAAUUACUAUUAAUAUUGUUUCCUUAAGGCAUCGCAAGUAAGGAUAUACUUGGAAAAACACAAACUGCCUAUUUUGGAAUUUUAUGGGUGUUUUUGUUUUUUUUGUUUUUCCUUUUUUUUUUGUGGAUACAUACCUCGUAAAUAUAUAAAUAUAUAUAAAUAUAAACAAAUAUAUAUUUUUGGAUUUUUAUUUUCUCCUGCCCCUCUUGGUUUUCAUUCAGUCCUUCUGAACCAUGAUUUUUUGGCACAGUUGGGGAAUCCACUGCACUCUGAUUUAUCUGUCAUACUCGGUCUUUAGAGGUUCAUCGGGAAUGCGCAUUUCUCCUUUUUGGUUUCUUCGCUGUUGUGGUGCUGCUCAUACAGAAGCCUGUCCAGUAUCCUUAUAAUCCCACUGAAAAAUGUUGUGCUUACACAGACCUGCACUUAUGAAUUAACAGGCACGAGUACACCCAGUGCGGAAGCGAAUGGAUGGAUGGAUGGAGUACACCCAGCAGCAGGGAAAAGAGGGUUAAUGUAUCCAUUCCUCACAUCUCCGGUUGAAAAAGACCUGAUGUCUGCUGCUGUUUCUGCAGUCCCCUGUGUGCGUUUGUCAGAAGGGAUAAAUGAAAUUCCCACAUCCACGGGUUUCUCUCCUGUGAUGUGUUUUGAGAGGUGAGUGAGGACAGAGUAGAUGUGAGAAAUAAAGUAAGAAUAAUUUGAGACUAAGGCACCGAGUGCAUCCACUGCAGCAGAAUCAUGUGCUACAUUGUUUUUUCACCCCUUUGUUAUAUAAUUUCUUUGCCCAUCAGGAUAUUUUUAGAACAUUAUUCCCUGACAUUUCAAACCUUACUGAAGCUCUGAUAGAAUGAAUGUUAUCUUUGAAAAUAUAUGCAGAUCUGAAGGACUUCCUGUGUUGCGUCUUAUUUCUUCUUGGAGAGUCCAGUGUGCUUCAUAAAUUUUAAAUAAAUCUUAGAAUGUGUUGCAGACUUGUUGCUGCUGUACCCAGUAAUGCAGGUGUUUGUGGAUGUGACCACAAGCUGUCAGCAGACAUACAGUCAUGGGAAAAAGAAUGUCAGAGUCUUCCCAGGAGUGGACAUCCAGCAAAUCCACCCCAGGGUCAGACUACAAUGCUUGGAGUAACUGCAAGAGCUGCAUCUCAGACUGUGCAGGCCUCAGUUAGCAUGUUAAAUAGAAAUAGACAAGUAUGGCUUGUUUGGAAGGGUUCCCAGAAGAAGGCCGGUUCUCUCUAAAAAGAACCUGCCAGCACAGCUUAGGUCUGCAAAGUUGCAUCUGAAGAAAAACCCAAGGCCUCUGGAACAAUGUCCUUUACACAGCGCCAUGUUUGGUCCUUCCAAAGCUCAACAACUCAGUUGAACAAGUUGAGAUUUUAGCAAAACCUCACGUGAGCUUUAUUUGAUCUUUUUAAAAUCAAUCCAUCAGUUUUGUGCUGCUUUUCUGGCUUCAGGUCAUAUUGAAUUGUAGGUUACACCUAUUAAUGCAAAUUCUUGGUAUAUACAGCUGCCAAGUACACAGACAGUGGAAUCUCUUAGUAAAGUUCCCUUUGUAAUUUUAUAUUUGUGCUGUAUGAGUAUAAAAAUUGUCACUAGUUGCCAGUGUAAUUUGUAUGAAAUAGAACUUGUAAGGUUUUCAGUUGUACUUUUCAAACCCUGCAGUAACACUUGUUUCAUUUGCACUUAAACCUGCUGUCCAAACUGACCUCUGCAAACUUAGAUAUUGUAAUUUUGUACGUAGUAUAAGUCAGACCACCAGGUAGGCAGCAGUAGCGUUCCAGGGCAAAGAAAACAUAAGACACUAAUUUGAACUUUGAACACUUUGAUAAAAAAAAAAAAUGCUUGAUGGGGUUUUUGAUUAUUUGGUUUUGGUUUUUGCUCAUAUAAUGUGUUUGAAGUACUGAAGCUUUGAGCAGAAUAACUGUAAUACCAAAAUGUGAAAAUUCAAUUGAAAAUUUUCCUAUUUAGCAUGUAGCUAAAAGAAAAACCCAACCCGAGCCCUAACUCUUGGUUUGGGCGCUGACAAUCUCAUGGGUGUUAUAAAAGCUAA